This is a messenger RNA of Liolophura sinensis, 1106 nucleotides long. RefSeq names its product cysteine-rich DPF motif domain-containing protein 1-like. NCBI's taxonomy places the organism in Eukaryota, Metazoa, Mollusca, Polyplacophora, Chitonida, Chitonidae. The transcript is spliced from 4 exons. Bases 12 to 338 code for a protein of 108 amino acids. The record is from RefSeq and is a predicted model, not a curated record.
ACAACAAAAUUAUGGGUGAAGAAACCAAAGAGUUUACUUGUAGUAACUGCAUGUUUUCUGUAAAAUAUAACUACUUUGGGACGAAGCCACCUUUCGCAAAAGCUGUUGUGCUGAUGGAAGAAGCUUACGUGAUGAAGGAUCCAUUUAGCACUGAUUUUGGCCUCAUUGUGAUUGGCUCCAAUUGCUCAUUGUGCCUAAACCCUGUCUGUGGUUCUCAGAGCUGUAGUGUGUUUUACACCAAAAGAUUCUGCCUUGCAUGUGCUGCUAAUAAAUUAGAAGAGUUCCCAUCUCAGAUUCAACAAGAAGUGAGCAAGAACUUGCAACAGACCCCCAGUUGAUGACAGGUUUAUGACAUGUUCCUAUUAGAUUUGGGGAUGCAAGCUGAAGAGAUUGUCUCAGGAUGGUCUAAGAUGGUCACAGUACAAAUUUCCAGACAGUUGUUUCCAGCCACAGCAAGCUGUGGUACAACUGCAAGCCGACUGUGACUUGUACAGGCAGUAUCUCCUAGGCUUGACAUGCUAUGGUACAGUAUCAUGCAGCUGUAGCAAACUGUUGUUCAGGCAGUACCACUGAUCCAUAACAAGCCAUAGUUCAUGUGGUACCACCGAUCCAUAACAAGCCAUGGUUCAUACAGGACCACCCAUCAACAACAAGCCAUUGUAUGUGCAGUACCACCCAUCCAUGCCAUGGUUCAUGCAGUACCACCCAUCAAUAACAAGCCAUGGUUCAUACAGGACCACUCAUCUAUACUAAGCCAUUGCAUGUGCAGUACUACCCAUCUAUAUCAUGGUUCAUGCAGUAACACCCAUCAGUAACAAGCCAUGGUUCAUACAGGACCACCCAUCAGCAACAAGCCAUUGUAUGUGCAGUACCACCCAUCCAUGCAGUACCACCCAUCCAUGCCAUGGCUCAUGCAGUACCACCCAUCAAUAUUUCAUACAGGACCACUCAUCAAUAACAAGCCAUGGUAAAUGCAGUACUACCCAUCCAUAUCAUGGUUCAUGCAGUAACACCCAUCAGUAACAAGCCACGGUUCAUGCAAUACCACCCAUUCAUAACAAGGCAUGGGUCAUAACAUGAUACGAGCAGUAUGGCACAUUAUUAAC